Xiphophorus hellerii (green swordtail) is the source of this 2045-nucleotide messenger RNA. RefSeq names its product protein regulator of cytokinesis 1-like. Gene Ontology annotation, molecular function: microtubule binding. Gene Ontology annotation, biological process: mitotic spindle midzone assembly; microtubule cytoskeleton organization. Lineage: Eukaryota; Metazoa; Chordata; Actinopteri; Cyprinodontiformes; Poeciliidae. Gene Ontology annotation, cellular component: spindle; mitotic spindle midzone; cytoplasm. The record is from RefSeq and is a predicted model, not a curated record.
UUGAAAAAGACUCCACAAACGGUCAGCUGUAGCCACACCGGGUUUAACGUUACUAAGCAAUUUCUGCGAGAGCCACAGACUGCAUACGGCUAAAGAAAUAUUUUGUAACUAAUUUGGGUUAUCUGCGACGGUGACAUGAGAAAGAGUCAAGUCCAUGCAGCAGAGUCCGUUUCCUACCUGAACGGGGCUCUAGCCAAGCUGCAGGAUAUUUGGGAAGAAAUAGGGAUCCCCGAAGAGCAGCGGAUGCGGAGAACCAACGAUGUACAUAAGCACAUUAAAGGCUUGCUGGAUCUGAUGAUUGUUGAAGAGCAGGAUCUAAAGAAGCGGUUGCUAAAAACCAUUGAGUCAUGUCAAAAGGAGCUCAGUCUUUUGUGCAGCGAACUGCAGCUGCCGCCCUAUAAGGAGGAAGGCUGCACAAUCCUGCAGAUGGAGAAGAACUGCCGCACUCAUCUAGAAGUGAUGAAAGGACACAAAACACAGCGAAUGGAGGAUCUUAAAGGUCUCAUUGCCAAAGAUCGUGAGCUGUGCGAUAUUAUGUGCACCACGCCCUUUAGCGUUGACCAGCACGCCGUCCCAUCGGUGAAGCAGCUCGAGGCAUAUCGUACCUACCUCGAUGAGCUCACUAAAGAGAAGGAGUAUCGUCAUGAUGAGUUUGUGAGAACCAAGAAAGAGAUCAUCGCUUGCAUGAAUGACCUGGAACAGAAUCCUGAGACCAGUUUCGAGAUGGAUGUGAUGUGUGAGGAUGAGGAGGCAUUUUGUCUGUCUAAGGACAACAUUACUGCCCUGAAACUACUUCUUAGUCAGUUACAAGAGCGCAAGACAGAAAAUGAGCUCCUUUGUUCAAGCUUCCGAACAAAGAUCCAGGAAUUGUGGGAAAGGCUUCAGGUUCCUCAGGAGGAAAGGGAAUCUUUUUCUGAGCACAUGCUCGGCUCGAAGAAGAAGAACGUUGAGGCACUCCAGGCAGAGGUCCAGCGGCUUGAGUUGUUGAAAAUGCAGAGCAUGAAGAGUUUCAUUGAGGCCAUCAGAGUUGAGAUUGCUGUUUUGUGGAAGAAAUGCUUCUACAGUGAUGAACAGCAGCAUGCCUUCAUUUCAUUUUAUGACGAUGAUUUUACUGAGGAACUUCUGAACCUGCAUGAGGACGAGGUCAGAAAUCUGAAGAAGUACCAUGAGGACCACAAGGAACUGUUCGAGGGAGUCACAAAAUGGCAGGACAACUGGAACUUGUACUUGGAACUAGAUAGAAAGGCUAAUGAUCCUUCAAGAUUUACCAACAGAGGGGGGAACCUCCUAAAGGAAGAAAAGCAGAGAACUGAGCUGCAGAAAAGUUUACCCAAGUUGGAGAAGGCUUUGAAGGCCCAGAUCGAUAGUUGGGAGGAGGAGCACGGCAAAGAGUUCCUUGUGAACGGACAGAAAUUUCUGGAAUAUGUGCAGCAGCAGUGGAAAGAACACCAUGAGAAAAAAGAGAAGGACAAACUUGAAAGGCAAAUGAAGAAAACUAAGCAAAUACAAGAGGAUAUGCUGUAUGGAACAAUGAUGAGAACGCCAACUAAACGACGAAUUGCAGGCACUCCCACGCCUGGAAAGAUGAGAAAGAUGAAUAGCACUUCGACCUUUUCCACUCCAAGCAGCAUUCUUGGUGGAACCAUGUGCCAGACUCCCUCACUGAAACCACCUCUGUCUGCCAGCAAGAGUCUGCGAACCCCAGGACACGGAAAAACAAUGCGGGGAUUAGACCGGAAUAAGGAAAACCUCUCCCAUCUCAGAAAUCCUCCAUGUGGCACGUCGAAGUCUCAGGAUGCUCAAGAUCUCACCUUCACCAUUAACUCUAUUGCGGGCUCCUACUCGGAAUUUGCGAGGGACCUCUCGAAGGCUGCUACAUCGUCUGUGGAGACGGGCCUGCUGAACUCCACGGUCAGCCAUCAGUAACCGUUCAAAGCCAUUUUCACUUAUGUAAAUACUUCUCCUGUCAUAAGAUGCUGUGACAUUUUAAUGCUUUUUUUUUCACUUUUUAAAAAUCUGUCAAUAAAAUUUUUAAAACAUUUUAA